CAGUGCUGCAUGGAGUGGGUGCCCCUUCAGAGCACCAGGACUGAGCUCCGGGCCCCCCCUGCGCCCUCCACCACCCCACCAUGCCUCUGGUGUGGCUGCCGGACUGGAGCUGCUCCCUGGACGGGCUGCGGGAUUUCAUCGCCGCUGGCAUCCAGUCGUUCCGGGACUGCGACGGCGGCGCGCUGCUGGCCGUGGGCUGCCUGCUGCUGCUCUUUGUCUGGUACUGCUACCACGUGGGCCGCGAGCAGCCCCGCGCCUCCCCCGUCAACGCGUUGAUGCAGGGCGCCGAGGCCAACGGCGUGCAGAACGGCUUCGUCUAUUGCCACGCGCCCGAGUGCGCACGCUGCUCGCCCCACGAUGGCCUCAACCAGAAGCUCUACCACAACCUGCAGGAGUACGCCAAGCGCUACUCGUGGUCCGGCAUGGGCAGGAUCCACAAGGGCAUCCGUGAGCAGGGCCGCUACCUCAACAGCCGGCCCUCCAUCCAGAAGCCGGAGGUGUUCUUCCUGCCCGACCUGCCCACCACCCCCUACUUCUCGCGGGACGCUCAGAAGCACGACGUAGAGGUGCUGGAGCGCAACUUCCAGACCAUCCUGUGCGAGUUUGAGAGCCUCUACAAAGCGUUCUCAAACUGCAGCCUCCCGCAAGGAUGGAAAAUGAACAGCACGCCCAGCGGGGAGUGGUUCACCUUCUACCUGGUGAACCAGGGCAUGUGCGUGCCCAGGAACUGCAGGAGAUGCCCACGGACGUACCGCUUGCUCGGCAGCCUUCGCACCUGCAUUGGCAACAAUGUCUUUGGGAACGCUUGCAUCUCCGUGCUGAGCCCGGGCACCGUCAUCGCCGAGCACUACGGCCCCACCAACAUCCGCAUCCGCUGCCACCUGGGUCUGAAGACCCCCAGCAAUUGCGAGCUGGUGGUGGGGGGUGAGCCACAGUGCUGGGCUGAGGGUCGCUGCCUGCUCUUUGAUGACUCCUUCCUGCACACCGCCUUUCAUGAAGGUCCCCCAGAGGAGGGUCCCCGUGUGGUCUUCAUGGUGGACCUGUGGCAUCCCAACGUGGCAGCUGCCGAGCGCCAGGCACUGGAUUUCAUCUUUGCCCCAGGACGCUGAGAUCACUGCCGCGCUGUCAGGGUGAUGGCACCACAGCUCCAGCACCGCCUGUGGACGCUGCCCAGGGCAGGGGCUUCCUCACAGUGCCGGGAUCUCCUCCUGUGGGUCUUGUAAAUGGAACCUUCGACGUGUAUCUGCGGCAUCUCUUUCCUUCCAUCAAGGCUUCAGGGAUUAUUUUCCACCAUGGCGGCGCGUUGCGUUCCCUCCGUGGUUAGAUGCAGUCCCACUCCCAUCCGUGUUAUGUUGCUCGUGUUUUGCAGUGUUCAAAAGUAGAGUUACAAGGGUGUUUGUUUGAAUGUAAUAAUGUAAAGUUUCCUGUGGUCACCAAAAGGACAACGCUCACAUGCCCAAGACAGCAAAGGGGGGGGCGAAGUGCUGCGUUCAGCCUGACCCUGCCCAGCUUGCAGCCCCCGUGCUGACAGAUGGAUGGACAGACAGAGGGCAGAGGGCUGCAGUGGCACCACAAUGGGACAGCACCCCACAGGAUGGUACCGUGAUGCCCGCUGGCUUGGCUUCCCAUUGCCCAGGCAGCACUCCCACCCUGCUGAAGGGAUGGUGCACGGCCAGCCCUGCUCUGUAACCUCACCUGAGGCGUUACCAAUGCCUAAAUGUCCUCCCCCUGCUUUACCUGCAACCCUUGGUUUUCACAAGUCGAAGCCGGGAUGCCCGCAGGGGCAGGUGGCAGUUCAGAGGGACUCUGGUUUGCCGCAGAGAGGGCAGAGAGGAGUGGCAGCCAGCCCUCCUGCUGCUGCUCAUCCCCAUCCCACAGCCAGGGCUGGGAUGCAGUGCCCACGCUGCUGAGAGCACAGCAAAGGUUUCCAGGCUCAGCAUCACCCUCCUCCCAGCCCUUCCUAGGGAUACAACACCACUCGAGAACGAUUUCUUUACAGAUUUUUCAGAUUGCAAGAUAAGGCAGAGAUUUCAAAUACAUCCGAGAUAUUUUUUACACCUGUCUUGUUACAGAAUAUCUGAAGUGCAUGAUUUCUACACGCAUUGAUUAUUUGGAAAGAG
Messenger RNA from Meleagris gallopavo (turkey), 2120 nucleotides. The record is from RefSeq and is a predicted model, not a curated record. Lineage: Eukaryota; Metazoa; Chordata; Aves; Galliformes; Phasianidae.